AUUAUUUGAAGUGUUUAUUCAAAAUUAAUAUGAAUGUUCAAACUUCAAAUAAGGUAAGUAUGGGCAAAACCCUUGUCUCUCGUCUGCGUCGUCAUUACACGCUAGCAGCAUCGCAGAAACAAAAUAACAAUAAUAAAUAACAGAGCGUUUCAAAGUAAAGUCGUUGGUAUGAUCAUCUUCUUCGUCUCUCGCAUUUGAGAUAAAUUGCACAAAUUACCCUCUCCGGAACCCUAAAUCAUCGUCGCAAAUGAUCCGAUUCAUUCUCUUGCAGAACAGACAAGGCAAGACCCGUCUUGCCAAAUACUACGUUCCUCUCGAGGAUUCCGAGAAACACAAGGUCGAAUACGAGGUUCAUCGCCUCGUCGUAAACAGAGAUCCUAAGUACACUAAUUUCGUCGAGUUUCGUACGCACAAGAUAAUAUACAGGCGAUACGCUGGCUUGUUUUUCUCACUCUGUGUUGAUAUCACUGAUAAUGAAUUGGCAUACUUAGAAUGCAUUCAUUUGUUUGUGGAAAUACUGGAUCACUUCUUCAGCAAUGUGUGUGAGCUCGAUUUGGUUUUUAACUUCCAUAAGGUCUAUCUUAUACUUGAUGAAUUCAUUCUAGCGGGUGAACUGCAAGAAACAAGCAAGAAGGCUAUCAUUGAGAGAAUGGGGGAACUGGAAAAACUGGAGUGAUACAUUAAUUUUCUGCAGUCGUAGCAGUUUGGAGGUUUCGAUGACAUGCUCUUGCCCUUGGCGUAAUUCUUGCAUUUCAAUUGUGAUACAGAAUUUUCAAAAUAUUUUUUCUUGAGCCGUGUAUUCAGUACCCUUUACCUACGCAUCUUAUUCGGCUUAUGUUUAUAUUUGUAAGACGUUAAUCAAAUCAGGGUUUUCAAUAGCCUUUCUUUUAUUGUCGAUUUCUAUUUUGUA
Molecule: messenger RNA, 910 nt
Organism: Vigna unguiculata (cowpea)
Lineage: Eukaryota; Viridiplantae; Streptophyta; Magnoliopsida; Fabales; Fabaceae
Product: SNARE-like superfamily protein
Biological process (GO): clathrin-dependent endocytosis; protein transport
Cellular component (GO): AP-2 adaptor complex
Molecular function (GO): clathrin-cargo adaptor activity
Source: RefSeq, a predicted model, not a curated record